AUGGGGGAGAAGAGGGUGGAGCCGCAGGACUUCCUGAAGAACUUCCGGGAGUACCUGAGCCAGCAGACCCGCCAGGUGAACGAGCUGGCGUGGGACCUGGCAGAGCAAGCCCGUGAACCCGGCCUCCCCGGCCUCCCCGGCGAUGGCGAUGCCCUGGAUGGGAGCCCGGUGCUGAUGCUGGACGACUUGGGGAGGACCUUGGACGGGAAGCUGCAGUGCCCGUACUGCAGCUAUGCCAGCGAGAGAGUUGAGCGGCUGCUGGAGCACACUAGAAUCCACACGGGCGAGAAGCCACACCAGUGUCACUUCUGCCCCUUCGCCUCGGCUUACGAGCGCUACCUCGAGGCUCACAUGCGGUCCCACACCGGAGAGAAGCCAUACAAAUGCGAGCUGUGCGCCUACCGCUGCAAUUACAGAAGCAACCUGUCCCACCAUCAAAGGCGCAGGCAUAAUUUGUUACCGCUCACCGGGCCCCGGGCCUCCUUAAGCAGUGUGAAAAUGUGGGGGGACUUGCAGAAUAAAAGCAGCGUAGCGGGUGGCAAACGAAGGAUGCUCAUUGAUCUAGGUCCAUCUUCUGGGGUCGUUCAGAAACCAGACUACCCGAGCGAUUUUCCCCACAAGAUCCUAGAUGUUCAGAAUGACUUCUUUGACAGUAUGGAUAAACCUUCACUCUGUGGACUGCUGAGGGACCCCGAGGAGCUCUUGCUAGUGGACAAUUCCUUGAAUCAGAUGUCUGCUCUAGCAGGACACUUGUCUAGCUUGUCACCUGAAAACCAUAACCGCGUCUCAGCUGAUGUAGACUCCAGCCUCGAUGAAAAUCCUUUCAUGAUGCAACAACCCUCUGCCCAAGGGAGUGCCCCUCAGAGCUCCCCCACGGUCUUCGAGCCUCAUCCACCGUCAUUUAGUCACAGAGACUGCAGUCCGUUUGCAGGGCCCAGAGGCCAGCCGAGUGGCCACACCACCGGCACCUCCAUCCUCGGAAACAGCCAGCCGAGCACUCCGGCCCUAACCUUGCCAGCGGAGGACCCUCAGCUGCUUUCCCACUGCCAGCACUGUGACACAUACUUUGCAGACAACGUCCUUUACACUAUCCAUAUGGGAUGCCAUGGGUACGACAGUCCUUUUCGCUGUAACGUCUGUGGAUACAAUUGUAAAAACAAGUACGAUUUUGCCUGUCAUUUUGUAAGAGGCCAGCAUAACUAG
Microtus oregoni (creeping vole) is the source of this 1203-nucleotide messenger RNA. Its product is annotated as zinc finger protein Pegasus-like. The transcript has a single exon. NCBI's taxonomy places the organism in Eukaryota, Metazoa, Chordata, Mammalia, Rodentia, Cricetidae. Bases 1 to 1203 code for a protein of 400 amino acids. Gene Ontology annotation, molecular function: RNA polymerase II cis-regulatory region sequence-specific DNA binding; DNA-binding transcription factor activity. The record is from RefSeq and is a predicted model, not a curated record. Gene Ontology annotation, biological process: regulation of transcription by RNA polymerase II.